AUGGAUUUGAUGGCUGGCAAUGGAGAGAUUUGGUGCAUUAUCAGAAAUCCAUCUGUAUUGGGAACUUCACAUUCUCUGCCGCUUCCCCUUCCCGUGGUGAGCAAUGCAGCUUCCCUACCAGGAAGUGUCUGCAACUACUCCAGAGUAUCUGCUCCAGCUGGUAGUUCUGCUUGGCUCCUGCCCUCAGCCUCUGGCACCUCAUUCCAACCACCGAUGGGAAGUGGCUAUCUUUACCAACAUUCUAGCACAAUGAUGCUGUCUGGAAUGUCUGGCCAGAGCCACAUAUCCACUUCGGCUGCUUCCUACCCAAAUGUUUUGGAAUGGGAUAUUGCAGGAAGCGCUGUAAAGAAGACUUCCAUGGGAGACUUUACAAUGACUAUCAUUGACCAAGACACUGCUGUCUCUACCAUGUCUAUGGCAGCUCGCUAUGAGAAAAUCUUAGAUACCGACAACGUAGUGUCUGGGUACCCAUCACUUUCUGCCAGUCUUGUGGAGAGGACACUAUCUCAGGUUCCAAAUCAGAGUCAUAGCCUGUCGCUUCCCUACCAGGAAGGAAGCCAGAUGUAUUACUAUCAUCAGGAGACUCAGGGACCUCUCCUUUCUGGACAACCUGGUUCAUGCCUGCAAUCUUAUGGCUCCAUGACAUUCACAGGGGUUAGGGGCUCUGCCCUCCAAACUUACAGCAACUUAUCCCCAGAAAUGGUCAUGGUUUUAAAAAAGGUCCAGCCCCCAAAGAACCGACCACCAGCCUCCACCUCUGGAAUCGACUACUCUGUGUCUGCUCAACCUAUCACAGAAUCGGGUUAUCAAGAAAUCGCUGAUAUCCACCAGCUCCUGGCCUGCAUUGAUCCCAUCAGCCAAGAGCAACAGCCUGGUACUGAAACUACUGGUGAGGGAAAGAAUGGUCUACGUUUGGAGGACCCAGGGCCACUUGAAAUGGGGAUUGAAUCUGGCAGUAGUUUUGUAGACAUCGCGACAGUCGUGGAAGAAAUACAUCUUCCCAAACUCUUUGAUUGCUCAAAAUACCUAGACCAAUGCAAAUAUCUGCAGGUAAUGAACACCACAUACACCAUCACUCUGAAUCAGGUGCAAGAAAAUGCAAGUGGCACUAAGGGUAACUCCCAUCCAACCCAGAAGAACAAAGGUGAGGCCUCGGAGCCUCUUGAGGGAAAACUCAAGGCCAAAAUCCAGCUAAAAGACCCAGAAUCCUUGGUACGGGGAGCAGUGAUUAUUUGUAAUGCUGCAGUCAGUGAGAGGUGUCCAGUGACCAUGGCAAAACAUAACAGCAAACCUCAGAAAGCUGCAUCAAGCAGGAUCAGUGAGACAAAGAACCAUGGGCAGGAGAAGAAAAAAAGGGCCAGAGAAAACUCUAAGAAUAAAGCUGAGGAGAGUAAGCAGCCAUGGAACAAGGUCAGGGCAGAAGAGAAGCACACCAUUGCCAAGAUGAAACGCAAGAAAAGUCAACCUGAGCUUUGCCAAGAGGCCUUUCAAAAGCCCCGCAGCUGCCUAGGCAUGCACAUGCUGGAGACUGUGCAAGUGUUUCAUGCUCUGGGGAAGAAGAGUGAUCCAAAGCCUGGAUUCUCUUCCUCCCGGGUUCUAGGUAGUUCAAAGAAGCCCAGCGACUUCCAGCCAUCCUUAACUGUCAAACCAUGGCUAGGUGCUACACCGGAUGAAAAAGGUCUUGAGAGAACUCAGGUCAAAGCACAGAAACCAAAUAGCAGUGCUGAAGAACGCUCAUCUCCAUCCCAGGAUGAGCUGCCACCUCCUGGGAAGGUCAAAUUGGUCCCUUUGCCUUUUCUAACCAUGGAGAAGCCACAAACUCGGCCUGUUCCUCGGAGACCACAGUUUGUGGCCUCACAUCGUCCUGCUGCAGCUUACCCUGCCAGAUCUGGCUCUACCAAUUUAGCUCUGCCAACUGCCGCCAAUUCAUCCUGGCCAACCAAUGCAUCUUUGCCUGGUCCUGCCAAACCAACUCAGCCCAUUUCGACCACCCCAUCUAGACGAGGUUUACUGAACCCUAGUAGCCGACCUAUUCCUCAGCCUGCAACUUCUAAGCCUGCUAACUACAAGACCACAGUUAGCACUUCUCUCAAGUGGUAGCCCCUUCCCGUCUCUGUGAACAAGCGCCAGUCUCCACCCAAACAUCAGAGUCAGUUUCUCCUCCAAGACUUCCGUUACCAACCAAUUCCGUGGAGAAACCCCAAUUUUCCUGAGCCAGUAAUGUCAAAGCCCAUCACAAGAGAGCAGAGACCAGAGCAUGAGGCUAUGAAAAGGAAGGCUCAGCAGGAGCGUGAGAACGCUGCCAAAUAUACCUCUUUGGGGAAAGUGCAGUUUUUUAUCGAGAUAGAAAAAGAGAUGGACCUCUCUCUAUCCUAUGGCUAUGUAAUGUGA
This is a messenger RNA of Sorex fumeus (smoky shrew), 2391 nucleotides long. RefSeq lists its product as uncharacterized. The record is from RefSeq and is a predicted model, not a curated record. Lineage: Eukaryota; Metazoa; Chordata; Mammalia; Eulipotyphla; Soricidae.